Messenger RNA from Colletotrichum phormii, 1291 nucleotides. Its product is annotated as Got1/Sft2-like family-domain-containing protein. Gene Ontology annotation, cellular component: membrane. The record is from RefSeq and is a predicted model, not a curated record. Gene Ontology annotation, biological process: vesicle-mediated transport. Bases 389 to 1036 code for a protein of 215 amino acids. The transcript is spliced from 4 exons. NCBI's taxonomy places the organism in Eukaryota, Fungi, Ascomycota, Sordariomycetes, Glomerellales, Glomerellaceae.
CUCCCCUCCAUCAUGGACCAUGACCCUGUAUAUCAACCAAGCUGACCAUCUUGGCUGUGGAGAAGCAGCUCGACACCCGUCUUCCUGACGCUCAUCUGCCGCGCUAUACCAGCCAUCUACUCCCGUGCUCUCUCAACACCCUCGACGGAGGCCACCCCGGAGUCGCCCUCCACCCAAUCACAGUCCCUCCGCAAGCCGACUCCGAGCGAACUGCCCCCGAUACUGUCAAGGGCUACUUGUCACUUGACCACAUACUACUCGACACACAAAGAGGACGCUCCCACUCUUGCGUGCAUCUUUGCUAAUUACUUGGUUUCCGCGGGAGCAUCGACACCUGCGUGUAGCACGUCAUAGUUGCAUCUCUCGGCUCUCAUAUCCCACCGAUACGAUGGCGUCCGCUUCUUUCAGAGACUCGAUGAACUCCCUGGGCUGGUCGCGACGGGACGAGGAUGUGCCCGUCAAUACGGCGCAACAGUCCGGCCUCAUGUCUUCGAUCAAGUCCCUCAACCCCUUUGGCAAUAACAGCUAUAUACAGCUCCCGACAACCGAGGGCGCCGGCGCGCCUCUGCCUGCUGCCAACAGGAGGGAAGAGGAGGAGGCCUUCGCAACGCUGAGUCGAUGGGACCGUUUACUCAUUUUUGGUGCUUGUAACCUGGGCGCCCUCGCCUGCUUCGUCAUCUGCUUCGCCUUGUUCCCGGUCGUAGCUGUGCGGCCGCGCAAGUUUGUGAUUCUAUGGACACUUGGCUCCCUCCUGUUCCUGGCGUCCUUCGCGGCCGUCAUGGGCCCGACGGCGUACGUGAAACACCUUGUCUCCGGCCAGCGUUUGCCCUUCACUGCUGCCUACUUUGGAUCGCUCGGGCUUUCCAUGUACUUCUCUCUCGGUCUUCACAGCACCAUUUUGACCUUGAUCUCGGCCAUCAUUCAACUAGCUUGCCUGGUUUGGUACCUGGUCAGCUACUUCCCCAUGGGUUCGAGCGGACUGCGCGUGGCCACCACGUUCGGUGCCAGAAGGGCUGCUGCCUGGAUGACGGGUUGAGCUUGAAGCUCUCGUGUUGUAUACAUGUACCUUGUAAGAUGAAGACGGAAAUGAUUAUGGAUGAUUGUUUCACGGCAGCUAGUCGGCAUUGUUCUUCAUGAUUGUACACAUAGUGGGACAUACAGUGGGCAAAAGGAUGUCGGAAACUGGCAGGUUUCGAAAUGUAGUUCACGUAAAUGUACCAGGCAGCGGGGUCAUUCGGCUGCAGACCUGGCCGCUCAAAAUCGCCACUAAUAAGAGAGGCAUGACUUUGAA